Molecule: messenger RNA, 1597 nt
Organism: Enhydra lutris kenyoni (northern sea otter)
Lineage: Eukaryota; Metazoa; Chordata; Mammalia; Carnivora; Mustelidae
Product: zinc finger protein 75A-like
Exons: 2
Biological process (GO): regulation of transcription by RNA polymerase II
Molecular function (GO): RNA polymerase II cis-regulatory region sequence-specific DNA binding; DNA-binding transcription factor activity, RNA polymerase II-specific
Source: RefSeq, a predicted model, not a curated record
UUCACAGCAUUAUUUGUGCUCCCCAAACCCAAAGUGAUCUCCUGUCUAGAGCAAGGGGAAGAGCCAUGGGUUCAAGGGCCCUUGGAAUUCAAGAACAGUUCUGGGGAGUUGCCUUCAGGGUUAAAGGUCAAAUCUGACACUGAAAACCAUCAGCCUGUGUGUCUUUCUGACUUAGAAAUACAAGUGCCAGGAGACAUAGUAUCAAAAAAGACCCGGGUGAAAGUUCCCCAGAAAACAACAGGCAAAGAAAAUCAUGGUGAUGCACAUAGGAUGGGGAAGUGGCAUCAAGAGUUUCCAGUUAAUCAAACAAAGGAGCUUUCAAUCUGGGAAGAAGAGCUGCAGAGACUCAUGGAUCUUCACAAGAAAGCUCGUGCAGUAGAGAAGCCUUUUACAUGCCAGGAGUGUAGGAAAAACUUCAGACUUACCUCUGAUCUUACUAAACACAAAAAAAUUCACACCGAAGUGAAGCCGUAUAAAUGUCAACAUUGUGGUAAGAGCUUUAGAGGGAAAUCAGAUCUUAAUAAACACAUAACAAUACACCAAGGAAUAAAACCAUAUAAAUGCUCUUGGUGUGGGAAAAGCUUCAGUCAAAAUUCAAAUCUCCGUACACACCAAAGAACUCAUACUGGAGAGAAACCUUUUAUGUGUUAUGUAUGUGGAAAGAAAUUCAGUCAGAAUUCCCACCUUAGUAAACACCGGAGAACCCACAUGUAGCAUAAGCAUGAGAAAGUUUAGCAGGAAUUCCAGCCUUCUUGCGUACCAGAAAUACUAACACUGAACAGAAGGAAGCCUAUCCAGCGUCCUUAGUCUGAAGAAAUUCACCAAGUAGAGCUUAGCCCUGAGGUUUAUGAAAAAUAUAAAAUUAUAAAGCAUGAAUAAUUCAUCAUCGGAAAAUUUGGUGAUAAAAACAUGUUUCUCAGAAACAAAUCAAGGUAGACUCUACAGGGGACAUGUUAGUUGUACUAAUUACAUUUUUACUAAUAAAUCAGGGAAUUCCUAACAAGAAAGGUGUACAGGGGACAUUCUGAGUACAGAAUGUACUAUUUCAUGAUUGUUCCUGGCAAUUAGCAAAUUCAGCUUCAAAUAGCAAAUAUACCCAUGAAUUAAUCAGUCUUCUGUGAUCAUCGUGUUGUUGGUUUUACAUUGCUCUCCCAGCCACUUUAAACACAUGAUGGAAACAUUUGUAGCACGGGCUUCCAAAACAAGAAAGAAAAACCUGCAUGUUUAAUUGGAUACCAUUGCCUUCAUGUUAUUAAGCUUACCAAUUUCGAGAGUCCUAUGGGGCAAAAAAGUUCUAUUAUCAAGUUUUCCAAGAACCAAAUUGGAUUUUCUUCCUCUCCUUUGUCAUUGGACACUGUUCCCCACAUUGGAUAUCAUUUGAGUUCCUUCUUGAACAUUUUAGUUCUUGAACCAUUUUAGGACCAUUUUUAUUAUGAUGAAAUGCUAUUUACGUCACCACUAGGGAAUCUUCUAGAAGAAGUAAUAGUGCACUGACUUACACCUCUGACUGGUGGUGUUUGAUAGAGGAAAAUGCCAAGAUCAUAUGGAAACGGGUUGGAAUUUUUAGCCAUGGAUUAUAUAUUAUAUGUAAAGAAGA